Caenorhabditis elegans is the source of this 969-nucleotide messenger RNA. It is a transcript of the gene C25A6.1, whose product is annotated as Serine/threonine-protein phosphatase. Gene Ontology annotation, molecular function: protein serine/threonine phosphatase activity; hydrolase activity. The record is from RefSeq and is marked reviewed. The transcript is spliced from 7 exons. Lineage: Eukaryota; Metazoa; Nematoda; Chromadorea; Rhabditida; Rhabditidae. The coding region runs from base 6 to 908 and encodes 300 amino acids.
AGAUUAUGAAAGACGACGUCGUUGACAACAUAAUAAUUGAUGUCCUGAGCGCUAGUACUCACGAAAAGCUACUUUCCGAAGUGAUCACGGAAGGACGAGUUCUAAAGCUUCUCGAUUUGGCACUGGAUGUAUUUAAAAGACAGAAAUCAAUGGUUGAAAUGAAUGCUCCGAUAAAGGUGUGCGGUGACAUCCAUGGACAAUUCCCGGAUCUUCUUCGUCUCUUCCAUCGUGGUGGAUGGCCGCCGACUGCGAAUUAUUUAUUCCUUGGUGACUAUGUGGACCGUGGAAGAUUUAGCAUUGAAACCAUUGUUCUUCUUCUCGCUUAUAAGGUGAAAUUCCCGGGCAAUUUAUUCUUGUUGCGUGGAAACCAUGAGUGCGAGUUUGUCAACAAGGUAUAUGGAUUCUAUGAAGAGUGUCAGAAACGCUAUCAAAGUGUUCGCAUGUUCACGGCUUUCCAGGACGUAUUCAAUUGGCUUCCACUCUGCGGACUCAUUGCUAAUAAGAUCUUGUGCAUGCACGGAGGACUAUCGCCUAGCCAUGACGGCAAGGAGAGACUGGUAGCUGAUCUUUUGUGGGCCGAUCCUAUUAGUGGUCUUUCUGGGUUUAUGGAAAACAACCGAGGUGCCGGGUGUGGAUUCGGAAGAGAUGCUGUUCUGAAAGUGUGCUCCGAUUUUAAGCUUGACCUGAUCUGUCGUGCCCAUCAAGUUGUUCAAGACGGUUAUGAGUUCUUUGCUGGUCGGAAAUUGGUGACAAUCUUCUCGGCUCCUCAUUACUGUGGUCAAUUCGACAACUGUGCUGCCUUCAUGUCUUGCGACGAGAAGCUUCAGUGCUCGUUCGAAAUUCUCCGUCCAACGAGUGGCCGCCUUGAAGUUCGCGAGAAACCAUUGCUCAAGGAUGAAACAAACUGAUGGAUGGCUGAUUCAUAAUUUCCUUCAAUAAAUGAAUAGACAAAUAAAUGUGGUUUUGAUA